AUGGAUCAAUGUGAUGAAAUAAUAGCUUUGAAAAGUAUAUAUGGUCGAAGUUUCCAUUGUGACGUUGAUAAAAAACCGUAUGAAGGCCGAUUACAUGUUGAAAUUAAUUUUCCAGAUAGUUCAUCACCCAUAACAGUGUCCUGCAACAUUCUAGAUAAGGAAAAUGUUGUUGUACUGAACCGUUUGUCCCCAAUUUAUUUAACCUUUACAUUACCCCCCGACUACCCAUCUAAGUGUCCACCAACAUACACACUGUCCUGCCUAUGGCUGACAGCAGAACAGAUCAAGUCCUUACGCGCUGCACUUGAUGCUAUGUGGGAAACGAACAACAACUUCGUCAUACUCUACAACUGGCUGACUGUGCUCCAAACGGAAACAUCAAACAUUUUGAAGCUUAAAUUUCCUCUUUUACAAAGUGAAGAUAAAAUUUUAAAACUCACGGAAUAUGAUUUGAAGAGGAGGGAAAAAGAAUUUUGUUGUGGCAUUCACGAUUGCCAGAUUUGUUUCUGUGAAAAAUCAGGGUACAUGUGCCUCAAGUUGUCAGGAUGUGGUCACAUUUUCUGCAAAGAUUGUUUAAAAAGCUUUUUGGAUGUACAAAUCAAAGAUGGAAAUGUGAAGUCACUGCAGUGCCUUGCUGAGAAGUGCUCCACUGAAAUUAAUCAUUCCAUGGUUAAGAGUUUAGUGGAUGCAGAAACAUUUGAAAGGUAUGACAGACUCCUUUUGAAGGCGUCUCUUGAGUCCAUGUCUGACAUUGCAUACUGCCCUCGUCCAUGGUGUGCCUGCCCCGUCAUAAUGGACAGGAAGAAUGGCAUGGGAUCAUGUCAGGCUUGUCAGUACACAUUCUGCAUCUACUGCAAGAUGGGUUACCAUGGUGUCGAGAAAUGUAGAUUGAAAUCAGAGGAAAUGAAGAGGUUAUACAGCAAGUACAUGGAAGCCACAAAAUCUGAACAACUUGAGCUUGAGAAAAUAUAUGGCAAGAAGAUGUUCAUGGACAUUUUGAGCCAAGUGGAAACCGACAAUUGGCUUGAGACCAACAGCAAAAAAUGCCCGAAUUGCAAAUCUAACAUUGAGAAAAAUGAAGGAUGCAACAAAAUGACCUGCACAAAAUGUAAAUCUUUCUUUUGCUGGCUCUGCUUGAAACAGCUAGACAACUUCAACCCGUACAGUCAUUAUUCUGAUGUGAAAUCCAAGUGUUACAACCAGCUAUAUCCUCCCGGUGGUUUUCCUGAAAAUAAUGCCGACGACGACUUCUUUUACGAUUUCAGUGACGGAGAAAUUGAUGAAUUUGACUAA
This is a messenger RNA of Helobdella robusta, 1293 nucleotides long. RefSeq lists its product as hypothetical. Bases 1 to 1293 code for a protein of 430 amino acids. The transcript has 7 exons. Lineage: Eukaryota; Metazoa; Annelida; Clitellata; Rhynchobdellida; Glossiphoniidae. Gene Ontology annotation, biological process: positive regulation of proteasomal ubiquitin-dependent protein catabolic process; ubiquitin-dependent protein catabolic process; protein polyubiquitination. The record is from RefSeq and is a predicted model, not a curated record. Gene Ontology annotation, cellular component: cytoplasm; ubiquitin ligase complex. Gene Ontology annotation, molecular function: ubiquitin protein ligase activity; zinc ion binding; ubiquitin conjugating enzyme binding.